GUACAAGUCAAGUCACACGGUAAUCCAUUUUGUUAAUCGAGAAAGUGAAAUCCCAUCGAUUUCUUCGAUAUGCCCUUGCCCCUUUAUCAAUUUAUCAAUUCCUUCAUAUUACAUCCCACCUUCGAACCUUGAACCAUUUUCAGCUCCUCGUAUACUAUAUCAACGCCAUAGUCGUCAUCAGCUUGAUGAAGCCUCUAUCUUUUUUUCUCUCUCCCUUCAAUCGUUUUCAUUUGUCAUUUGAUUAAGAAAACUUUUUAGAUUAAUUUGAUUGCCCCUCAUCUGGCUCGGUUAGACCAGAUGCUCUCUUUGAAGAGACCAGAGCUCUAUCCGUUCGAGUUCUUAAGUAAAUCUCAUCUGAACACCCACUACGUCGCAUUUGACUCUGGAUCAGCUUUAAGCUCGCGCCGCCGUCGUCGCCACGACCCACUAUCGUCAUCAUGGAUCACAGACCACCAAAUCCGAAUAACAUCUUCGACUUUUCUGCGCCGGCUACAAUGAAUCCGAUGACAGCCGCCGAUCAGAACGACAUGAUGGCGCUUUAUGAAAGUUCCAUGUUCACAAGCUUCGAUACCAUGCCAAUGAAUCUCGAUGGCCUUCACGAUAUGACAGCUGCUCCGCCACAGCCAUUUCCGCCUGUCCCAGUCACUGCGAAUCACCAGGCCGGGCUCAUCCCAAAUGAUGCUACAUCAUUCGCGUCAAAUACGGGUGACAGCCCGGUUCCGCCGCCGCCGACGGGACUGACGCCGAGUUUCGCUGUCCCCGCACAGCCUACUGCUGCUGUACAGGGAGGGAGCACUCUGACUGAGUUCACCAAGAGGAGAAAUUGGCCUGCGAAGGUCGUCGAGGAGCUUAAAGACUUUUUGCAGAUUUUAGAUGCACAUGGGAGAAUUAAAUAUGCAUCGCCAAGUGUUACACCCUUGACUGGGUAUGAGUCUGAUGAGCUCAUCGACCGAUUUGUCAAAGAUCUAAUCCAUCCAGAUGAUGUUGGGACAUUUACUUCUGAUAUGAACGAAUCUAUAGCUACCGGGAAUCCACUACGUAUGUUCUAUCGUCUAAAGAAGAAAGAUGGAACCUACGCCAUAUUCGAAUCUGUCGGCCAUGCCCAUAUCGCCGCGGCCAAGUUCGCGCCGAACCCAGAGAAUCAAUCUCCUUUCUGUCAGGCAGUCUUUAUGAUGUCGCGGCCAUAUCCGACUAAGAAUGCUUCGUUACUGGAUUCAUUUCUCGAACACAAGAUCGAAAACGAGCGGUUAAGACGCCGAAUUGCAGAGCUUCGAAGAGAGGAGGAGGAGGAGGAAGCGUCACAACAAAGCUGGCUUGCGAGCCAAGAAGGCCGAUCAGAUAUCGCCGCGUCAGAGGAUACUAUGUUGACAUCUUCUCAGAGUCCUGCUGUGUUCACCCAACCUAUAGACUCGCAGGCCAUGCCGCCUCCGGAGAGGCCGAAUCCGCUCAACGUGGCAUUGACAAGGGAGAAUCUCGAAGGUGUUACUGCAGGCAACCGACCCGACUCUAUUCGCGAUAAGAUGGCGAGAUACGAGGGUGCAUCGCACACAGAUACUAUCGAAAUGUUGACCGGUCUAAGAUACGUCGAGGGAGAGCGGAGCCGUGGCAUCACCACCGGCAAUUCUAGCCCAACUCUAAUUAAGGGUGAUGUUGGCAUUGCGAUCCCGAUCGACAGAGACCCCAGGACAGGGGAGAAAAAGAAGAAGCUGAAAGUAGCAGAGGAAUACGUCUGCACUGACUGCGGCACGCUCGACUCUCCCGAGUGGAGAAAAGGACCGUCAGGCCCUAAAACUCUUUGCAACGCUUGCGGUCUCCGCUGGGCUAAGAAGGAGAAGAAGAAGAAUACCAGCGGAGGCCACGCGAGCAAUGCAGGUCCACAUCACAUGGUAGUGGAUCAACACUAAAUUUCUCUACGAUUCUAACGGUUGUCAUACCAAUUUUACUCGGUAUAUAGACAGACCCUAGUGGGGUUAAGGCGUAUAUAGGUAUUUCCUGAGGUAAAUGAUGUGCUUUAUGCUAUGAAACAUUCCAGAUCUAUCGGGCUAGGCAAGGUGUUAGGACUAAAAUACGGUGUCGGGCUUUACGGGUGGGCUUAUACACAUGGCCUACUUUUAUUUCUUCCUUCGAUUCUACGAGAUACCUGGGAAAGGAAUACGGCUUGGCUGGGCUUUUCACGGGGAUAUCUCACAGGCAACAAAAUGGGCGUGGCUCGGGCUUAUUAGAUGGAUGUAUACGAUAUUUCAUGAGGAAGGCAACAAGAAUGAUAACGCGGAUUUUUUUUCUCUCUAUUUUGGUCGACUCGUCUGGCUGAAGGAGGUGUUGUCAAGAGGAUGCGAUUUCCUUACGUAAUACACUUAAUUAGCCCUUAAUGUUUGCUGCUAUUAUAAUGAAGCUUUCGAUUACUUGUUA
Messenger RNA from Annulohypoxylon maeteangense, 2409 nucleotides. RefSeq lists its product as uncharacterized. The transcript is spliced from 3 exons. Bases 438 to 1904 code for a protein of 488 amino acids. Lineage: Eukaryota; Fungi; Ascomycota; Sordariomycetes; Xylariales; Hypoxylaceae. The record is from RefSeq and is a predicted model, not a curated record. Gene Ontology annotation, molecular function: protein binding; zinc ion binding; sequence-specific DNA binding. Gene Ontology annotation, biological process: regulation of DNA-templated transcription.